Molecule: messenger RNA, 2549 nt
Organism: Alligator sinensis (Chinese alligator)
Lineage: Eukaryota; Metazoa; Chordata; Crocodylia; Alligatoridae
Product: methanethiol oxidase-like
Exons: 12
Coding region: 95-1510 (471 amino acids)
Molecular function (GO): selenium binding; protein binding
Source: RefSeq, a predicted model, not a curated record
UUGUUCUGCAGAAUCCAGUGCUGUCAUCAGGCAGACUGACUACAAACUGUGUUUUCUUUCAGCAGCUGGAAGAUCUGGCCAGAAGACAACCAGAAUGGCAAACUGUAGGGAUUGCGGUCCUGGAUACAAGACUCCUUUGGAUGCCAUGAAAGGUCCCAAGGAGGAAAUUGUGUACCUGCCCUGCAUCUACAGGAACACUGGGAUAGACAAACCUGACUAUCUGGCCACUGUGGAUGUGAAUCCAAAAUCUGCAUCCUACUCUCAGGUGAUCCACCGUCUGCCCAUGCCCAAUGUCAAAGAUGAGCUCCAUCAUUCAGGGUGGAAUACUUGCAGCAGCUCCUUUGGGGAUGUCAGCAAGAAACGGAACCGGCUGAUUCUUCCCAGUUUGAUCUCUUCUCGGAUUUAUGUGGUGGAUGUGGGCACAGACGUGCGGGCUCCCAGGCUCUAUAAGGUUAUUGAGCCAGUGGAUAUAUAUUGGAAGUGCGGCUUGGCCAAUCCCCACACAACUCACUGUCUGGGCAACGGCGAGAUCAUGAUCAGUGCCAUAGGAGAUCCAUCUGGCAAUGGAAAAGGUGGCUUUAUUUUGCUGGAUGGAGAGACCUUUGAAGUGAAAGGGAAUUGGGAGAAAGGGAACAAGAUACCUGCCCUUGGCUACGACUUCUGGUACCAGCCACGGCACAACGUCCUGAUGAGCACUGAAUGGGGAGUUCCAAAGAUCUUUGCAAAUGGGUUUAACCCAGCAGAUCUGAAGAAAGGGUGCUAUGGCCGCUACAUUAACGUGUGGGACUGGACCGCCCAUACUUACAUGCAGUCCAUUGAUUUGGGGGAGGAUUCCGUCCCGCUGGAAAUCAGAUUCCUCCACAGCCCUGACGCUGCAGAGGGAUAUGUCGGGUGUGCCCUGAGCAGUGCAGUCCACCGUUUCUACAAGACCGAGAAGGGAACCUGGGUGACUGAGCAGGUGAUCCAAGUGCCCAACAAGAAGGUGAAGGGGUGGCUUCUGCCUGAGAUGCCAGGUCUCAUUACUGACAUCCUCAUCUCCCUGGAUGACAGAUUCCUGUAUUUCAGCAACUGGAUCCAUGGAGACCUUCGUCAGUAUGAUAUCUCCAACACCAGGAAGCCCAAAUUGGUUGGACAGGUGUUUUUGGGAGGCAGUAUCACCAGAGGUGGGCCCGUCACUGUGUUGGAAGACCCAGAGCUGCAGUGUCAGCCGGAGCCAUUUGUGAUCAAGGGGAAGAAGGUUGCAGGUGGACCUCAGAUGAUCCAGCUGAGCUUGGAUGGCACGAGACUGUACGUAACCACUUCCCUUUACAGUGGAUGGGACAAGCAGUUCUACCCAGACCUUAUCAGGGAAGGCUCUGUUAUGCUGCAGAUUGAUGUGGACACUAAGAAAGGGGGCCUGACAGUGAAUAAAGAUUUCCUAGUGGACUUUGGGAAGGAGCCCCACGGGCCUGUCCUCGCCCAUGAGGUGCGCUACCCUGGUGGAGAUUGCAGCUCUGAUAUCUGGGUUUAAUUCUGUUCUGUUGUUUUUUUCCCUGCCUCCUUCUGAUUAUUUCAUCCUAAGCACAGAUCUAAAAAGGGGCAUAGGUUAAUGUGAUCAGCUGGGGCUUAGUCCUCUCUGCCAAUCUAGCUUUCUACUGACACUGAGCCACAGAAGCCCUGCACCUGCCUCUGGUUGAGGCAGUCGGGUCUCUCUAAACCAUGAGGCACUAUGUCUUACUUAUUUCUCUAUGCCUUCCUAUUUAAAGGGGCCUGUGUAUUCCCUAAUGGCCACAAUCAUUAGGGAACGUAGUUAGAUGUGAUGAGGAAGUCAUACCGAUUCUCCACCAAAGGAUUCUAGCAGCUGGCUUCAGGCUUGUGUCUCUGAAGUGCCACUACAGGCACCUUAGCAUCUUGCUGAACUUGCUUCUGUGGCUUACUGCUGAAUCUUCUCUGCCUCCAUCUCAGAAUCCAACAAUAAGGAACCCAUAACCUGCCAGUCCUAGGACAUAGCCAGAAUCGAAUACAACUAGUCACUACAGUAGUUCAGAGGACCCAUUCCUCAAGAGGAACAGAUGUAGUUGCUCCUUUUAAUCUCAUCCAAAGGACUGGUGGAAAAGAGUUGGUUCAUCUCUGCAGUAAAUUGGGGCCAUUCUGCAGUGAGGGGUGGCCUGUACUUGAAAGAUAAAUCAGAUGAAAGUGGAAUGUGGAUCAAGUGAAGUGGUUCAAUGGGGCCCAGUCUUCUUGGCAGGGCUGACACAAAUUAGCCCCCCACCCUCUUCAAGUGUUGCUGUCAUCCCCUUCCUCUGCCAGCUCUAGUGCUCUGCUUUCUGCCGCUUAUCCUGUGCUCCCUGCCAGAUCUCUUGCUCUGUUUUCUGCCCCCUGCCACAUCUGCUGCCGUGCUGCCUGCCACACACAGAGGCUGCCCAUACCAUUGCUGGCAUUUGUGCCACAGGCUGGCCACCCUAUUCCUGGAUAACUCUGUGCCUGUGUGCGAAGCUGGGUUGGAUUUCCUUUGUUUGCAGCCCUGUUUUAGGAAAAAUAAAUAAUAAAGUUGUUCUUUGCAUACACUA